AUGAGGACCUCCAGCUGCCUCCUCCUCCUUGCUGUUGUCACCAUCAUCGCCGUGGUUUAUCCCGUUACCACGUCUGCUCAACAGCCUUGGCACCCGAUCGACGGAGAGGACAUCGACAGACCGUUCUACCAGAUCCUCGGUGGGUGGGCGGUGAUGGAGCACGUCAAGCAGGCACACGACGGGCUCAAGUUCAGCAAGGUGUUUAGCGGCGAGAAGCAGGAUUUGUCGACGAGUGUGAAGUAUCACUUUGUCAUCAUCGCAUCGGAUAGAGGUGGCAAGACCGAUAGGUACGACGCGGAGUUGAUCGAAGGCAACCCACGCAGGCUCAUCUCCUUCGCCCCAGCAAACUAA
This is a messenger RNA of Brachypodium distachyon (stiff brome), 351 nucleotides long. RefSeq names its product cysteine proteinase inhibitor 8. NCBI's taxonomy places the organism in Eukaryota, Viridiplantae, Streptophyta, Magnoliopsida, Poales, Poaceae. The record is from RefSeq and is a predicted model, not a curated record. Gene Ontology annotation, molecular function: cysteine-type endopeptidase inhibitor activity. The transcript has a single exon. The coding region runs from base 1 to 351 and encodes 116 amino acids.